AUGGAUAUCGCACUAAGCUCAGAUACUGACAAGCACUUGAGCAAAGAGUCUCAACCCCAGGAACAUUGGGUUGAUGGAGUCCUCAAAGCAGAGGAUCGUGGCUCAUUCACUGACAUCAGCACAAAGGUUUCUUCCUUACCAAAGAUUGUCAAUUCCAGAGUAGAAUUGCCACCCACAAUGGAUACAUCCAAAAGUCCAUCUUACUGGUCCACUGUUUGCCUGCAUAAUAUGGCCCUACUGGCAAAGGAAGCCACAACUGUGCGGCGUGUACUUGAACCUCUUUUUCAUAGUUUUGAUGCUGAAAACUACUGGUCCUCAGAGAAAGGACUUGCCUGCUCUGUAUUGACAUAUUUGCAGUCGCUGUUGGAGGAAUCAGGCGGAAAUUCCCAUCUUUUGGUAUCUAUCUUGCUCAAGCACUUGGAUCAUAAGAAUGUUGCUAAACAGCCUCUCAUACAGAUGUAUAUUGUUGAUAUUGCCGCACAUCUUGCACAGAAUGCAAAGCAGCAGGCCUCAGCCGCAACCAUCAGUGCAAUAACUGAUUUGAUUAAAUAUUUACGCAAAUCUAUGCAAUAUUCAGCUGAAUCAUCGACUUCUGGAGAUGACUCAAAUAAAUGGAACUCUGAUCUUCAGUCUGCCAUAGAAAACUGCAUCUUGCGGCUCUCAAUCAAGGUUAGUAAUGAGUUCAUAACUUUUGAACGUCUCAAAAUAAGUAUUCUACUCAACUUUUAG
Ilex paraguariensis (yerba mate) is the source of this 729-nucleotide messenger RNA. The record is from the annotation of a GenBank genome assembly. Lineage: Eukaryota; Viridiplantae; Streptophyta; Magnoliopsida; Aquifoliales; Aquifoliaceae.